Messenger RNA from Fusarium tjaetaba, 1455 nucleotides. Its product is annotated as HC-toxin efflux carrier TOXA. The transcript has 5 exons. Gene Ontology annotation, biological process: transmembrane transport. The record is from RefSeq and is a predicted model, not a curated record. NCBI's taxonomy places the organism in Eukaryota, Fungi, Ascomycota, Sordariomycetes, Hypocreales, Nectriaceae. Gene Ontology annotation, molecular function: transmembrane transporter activity. Bases 1 to 1455 code for a protein of 484 amino acids.
AUGGAUCUCGAAGAGCCAAGACACGAAGGUGACACUAAACCUCCGGUCAACGCUUUCGUAGAGGCUGGAAACAAGGAGAAGUCGAGUCCGCCGGCGGAUCUCGAGGCAAGUGUCCGUCGAGACGAUACUGUUGAGGGAGAAUCAGUACAGGAGGAGGAUACUUAUCUUCAUGGAUUACCCUUAAUUACGAGCAAGUUCGAUAGCCUUGGUGACGUUGGUAAGUUAGACCCAUCCAUCCAAGCUGGUUCACCUAAUGAUAGUCUUUCGGUAGCAUGGUAUGCAUCGGCCUAUCUCCUCACCCAAAUGUCUUUCCAGCCAACUUUCGGCAAGAUCUAUACCUUCUUCAACCUAAAAUGGGUAUACUUGAUCUCUUCAAUCAUCUUCGAAGGGGGCUCUAUUCUUUGUGCUGCAGCACCGAGUUCAGCAGCCUUCAUAAUCGGUAGAGCCAUUGCUGGACUCGGUGCAGCGGGUAUCUUCUGCGGCGCCAUGAUCAUCAUUUCCAAGAUUGUGGAGAUGAGGAAAAGACCGUUACUGCUGGUCAUAAUCUCCAGCAUGUAUGGCAUAGCGUCUGUCAUCGGUCCCUCACUUGGUGGCGUAUUCACUCACUCUAAGCAACUUACUUGGAGAUUCUGUUUCUGGAUCAACUUGCCUCUGGGUGCUGUAAUGGCUCUCAUAAUCUGUUUUUACUAUCCCCUCUCACUCGGUGAAGCUCCAGAUAGCGACCAUUCCCUCAAGGAAAAGAUACUUGGCCUCGGCCUCAAAAGCGCAGUGGUCCUUGCAGGAGCUCUUGGAGCUAUGACCACGCAGAGUUACCAUCUGCCGUUCUAUUUCCAGGCCGUCAAGGGAGUGGACCCCCAAGCAUCUGGUGUUGACAUUCUUCCCCACGGGGUUACCGUCACAGUAGCUACUCUUAUUACCGGCUCUAUUAUCACUUGGCUGGGGUACUACGUGCCGUUCAUGUGGGCCGGCUCAGCCAUCUUCACAACUGGUGCAGGUCUGCUGUACACGAUCUCACAGAACACCCCAACGGCGAGAUGGUUCGGCUACGAAAUUCUAGCCGGAGCUGGAUUUGGUAUAGCGAUCCAGAUCCCAAUCUUUGCCGUACAGGUCGUAUUGGGAGCGGGUGACAUUCCCCUGGGAACAGUGCUGAUCAUCCUAUCCCAAGCCCUGGGAGGUUCAGUGGGUCUGUCCAUCUCCCAAAACGUUUUCCAGAACUCUCUCCGCCAGAGGCUAAAGACAAUAGCCGGCAUUGACUUACAAGCCGUUAUCGCUGAAGGUGGGACUGGUUUGGAACAUGUCGUGUCGGCUGACUCCCUUGCCUACGUCAGAGAUGCGUUCAGGUAUGCUAUCUCAAAUGCCUUGCUUGUAUCGACGGCACUUGGCGGCGUCGCCUUUUUGGCAAGUAUCGGAAUGGAGAGAAGGAGAAUCAAGUCAAAGAAGGAAGGAGGUGAAUGA